UUGGGUCGAAGCGCAGGAAUUGGAGUGCGGAGGUGGGGGGAGUGGCGCUAGUGGAUUUGUGGUGGUACAGAUCUCAAGUUUGAGUGGCGUGUCGGUGAAUUGCCGCAUGCCGGAGGAGGAUAAGAGAGGCGUGCACACAGAGUUGGGAUGCAACGGACACGCGGACGGAAGAGAAGGAAGGGUGGGGAGGCGGUGAUUUGUGAUCUGUGGGGCAAGAGAGGCGGGUUUGUUCGGGGCUUCGGUGACUUAUUUCUGACAGAUUUGCCGCUCUCUGGGGGUGUUCCAUCAAUUCUUCAAGUUUUCUUGUCAGUUCGCUGGCUCUUGUGUACGGUGAACGUUCUGGCUUGAGGGUGCUGCAGAAUUGGUCUCGUGGUUGCGAAUAACGCUUGGGACAUCGACAUUCCAUCAGUCAGUCAGUCAGUCAGAGAGAGAGAGAGAGAGAGAGAGAGAGAGAGAGAGAGAGAGAGAGAGAGAGAGAGAGAGAGAGAGAGAGAGAGAGAGAGAGAGAGAGAGAGAGAGAGAGAGAGAGAGAGAGAGAGAGAGAGAGAGAGAGAGAGAGAGAGAGAGAGAGAGAGAGAGAGAGAGAGAUGUUUCGGAAGGCUUCGGACUGUGGCUGGUUUGGAGCGAAAUGGAUGUUCCGAGAAUCACUUGCUUACAGCACCUAGACUAGUUUCUACACGUUGAGGACAAAAUGCUUGCAAUUCAGAGGGAAAGAAGGAUAUUUGCGGGGUCAAGAGGUGCGCCAGUGGGGGGUGUUUGCAGCCUGUUGCCGUAAACCUCUUGUUAUUGUACAGAUUGAAAGUAGAGGGAAGAUUACGUUCUGUUGAUAAGCUUGUACAUAUUUCGAAGUUUCCGAGCGGAGAAUAAAACCGAGGGAGCCUCAUUUGUUUCUUGUAGAUAUAGGUAACUAUCAUUGAUAAACGUCCUAGUUUCUGCCUACCCUCGUCUUGAAAAUUGUGUAUGGAGAGAGAGAUGAUGAUUGAAAUACAUGUGGCUGAAAAUGGGAAGUCCUACGAGCUGGAGUGCCAAGCUUCCACGACCAUACAAGACCUGCAAAGCAUUUUACCGCAGAUUUCUGGAAUUCCUGCCCAGGAUCAAAUGCUCAUCACUUCACAGGACAAUAGACUGGAAGCAAAACACACUUUGCAGCAUUAUGGCUUACCGAGCCACAACAAAUCGGUUUUCCUUUUCAAUCGAUGUCGGUUAGUACUCAAUUCUCCCUACCCUCCCGAAGAGGAAUUUGAAGUUUUCCACGUUGAAUAUCCUCCCCUUCCUACCAGUGGUGGAAAUCAUCCUUUGGACGAAUCAUCAGAUCCAGUCCUGAAAGCCCUGCCCAAUUACUACAAACUCUUCAAGUAUCAUCACGCGGUAGCGCAAGCAUUUAGCACUGCUAGCAACAUGAGAUUGGAUGCUUGCAGGAGGCUGUUGAGGGAACAGGAGAUGCAGGAAAAAGCUAUGGAAACCGCCAGGGGAAAUAUGGAUCACUUCUAUAGAAUAAUAAAGCAGAAUUACUCCGAGUUUCUGAGGAAUUACAACCGUUUGUCCAAGUAUCACUCGGAGCUUCUGGAAAACUUUGAGAGAGAUCUGGAGCGACUGAGGAAUUGUCGGCUCCACCCUGGUCUGUGUUCAACUCAGUUGAAAACACUUCUUGAUUGUGUCAACGAGUCACGCGUAAGGAAGUGGGCUGAAGAAUGUUCGACUUCAUUUUCGCAAUUCAAUCUGAAGGUGUCUGCUUUGAAGGAGAAUUAUACACGUUUGGACAAUAAAGUGCAAGUUUUGUUCAACACGAAAGCCACUGUGGAUGUCAAACAGCUUGCUGGAACCAUCGAGGAUCAUGCUGGAUGCAUUGAAGAGCAGAACAGGAUCAUCCAGUCUCUUGGCCUAGAGGUAAACCAGGUGAAGAAGCUGAUGGACGAUUGUGUCAGCAGCCAGUACGCGGGGUCUGCACGCCCACACAAGGCUGUUUCUGCACUUCGCAGUAGUUAUGACAUACAGAAGAAGAGAUAUUUGCCAACGAUGGAGUCGACCGAUAAUCAGCUGCAGUCUUUACUCGAGCAUUGUGAAGAGAGAAAAACGGCUAUGACCAGGUCUGUGCAUUCACGGUUGCAGUCUGUGGCAUCCUUGCAAUCAAGUUUGAAGGAAAUGCGUAAUCAGCUUGCAGCUUACAAGGAGGCAAUGAAUCGUCAGGCGACUAUAUUCUCCCACUUAAGGUUAGUUCGCAGAAUGGGGUCAGCCUACAAGGGUUGUCUAGCCGAAGUUGUGAGGCGAAAGGCCUGGAUGAAGCUAUUUAUGGGGCAAGCCGGUCAGCUUGCCGAAAGGAUGGCGAGGAAGAGAGAGGCGGAAGUUGCACGAAGGGAAGAGUUUUUGAAGGAACAAUCUCACUAUUUCAAUCGUGAAGUAUUAGAGCUCUUGGGUUUGUACGAGAACCCCAGUCAGUGUGUGGUGAAUAUACCGCCAUUUGACACUCAAUUGCUUGAGCUUGAUAUAGUAGAUGUCGAGCGUUAUGCUCCCGAGGCAUUAGUUGGACCCCUGCUGAAAAUAUCAGGUACAGAUGGGCGAGGGGGUAGUACUCGUUCUUUGUCCGAUAGCGCUUUUCAUACUGGAAUCGAGAGUCAAGGAGGCAAGGAAGAUCAUGAAGGCGAAGUCGAUGAUGAUGGCGACAAUGAUGAAAUCAACGGUACAAGCAAGCUCGAGGUGGAGAACGCUUGGUUGAAAGCUGAACUCGCUUCAGCUGUAGCAAGGCUUUGCCAUUUGGAUCCUGAAUUUGAGCCUGAGGAGGCACGAGAUGUGGAUGAUGUGGGGUCCAACAAAGAUUCUGGUCACCAGACAAGAUCUGCUGUCCAAUCAAUGGUUGACGCUUUGCGUUUGAAGGAUGAUUAUGCAAAGCAUUUGCGUGGUCUCUUGAAUAUGAGGCAGAGCCAGUGUAAAGUUUAUGAAGACCGUAUACGAGACCUCGAACAACGUCUCCAGGAUCAACAUUUGCGAAUGCAGAAGUUCCCAAGCGGACUAACCACGCCGGACCGGAGAGAUCACGGUGAUGAUUCAGAAAAUUCAGGCUUAACUGCCCUUAGGUGUCCAGGUGUUCCCGAGCCCAUGGAUGAAGGAGCGAGUAGUUUGGCCGCAUAUGAGGGGCAGCAACUCAACCAGUCCGACAGUGGCGGCAGGGAAGCAGGAAAUGAAAAUGUACAGACAGACAGAAUGAGGGAAGUGCCUGAUGAAGCAAUGAGCGAUGUUUCUGGUGUUGUUUCAGGGUUAGUUGAUGCUGCAAUGGAAGACGGUCCGCGUAGGUCAGAUGUGGAAUCUACAAUUGAUAGAUCUUCGUCGGGUGUAGUGGAGGUAGUUAAUGUAAAUAGUAGAUUAAUCGAAGAUUCCACAGGAGAAUCUGGAUCCGGAGAUGCUGCCAGCUCUCAACCUGCUGAUGCUGGCAAUGGAGAAUUGGGGGCUCAUAUUAGAGACGAUCAUGUCUUAGCGCUUGAGAAUAUGCUGGUACAAAAGACUCAGGAGUGUGAAGCUGUUGAGGAGAGACUGAGAGUUGCCUUAGCAAAAAGUGACCGUUUACUCUCUGACUUGGACAGCAACGCAGAGCUCCUAAAUGAAUGCCAGGUGAACAUUUCUCAUCUCGAGAAUAGGUUGCAUGAUGCGAGGGAGGAGGCAAGAAUCAAUCUCUGUGCAGCAGACCGUCGAGCAACGGAGUAUAAUGCCCUGAGGUCAUCUAGUGUUCGUCUGAGAGGGCUCACGGAACGUUUGAAAAAUUGCAUAUCCACAUCUGGAGGAGUUGGUUUUGCAGACGCUCUUCGAGCAUUAGCCGUUUCUCUUUCCAGCCCCAGCGCCAGUGAUGCAGGGGAGGAUGAUUUCCGAAACGCCAUCAAAACUUUAGCGGAGAAAGUUGGAGUUCUUGCUCAACAACGCGCUGAACUUUUGGAGCGCUGUAAGAUUGCAGAGAACAACCAAAACCAUAUGACCAAGACUUUAGAUGAAUUGAAGAAAAAGCGUCAAAUGGAGAAACAAGCGAGCAAGGAAAUGAUUUGUUUUACCCGUUUCCAAGUUCAUGGGUUAGCAGUAUUCAUUCAGAAUGGGAAUGGACAUUACGAGGCUUUGAAUCGGAACUGCCCACACUAUUAUCUCUCCGAAGAUUCCAUCGCUUUAUUUUUGGAGAACUUGCCAAGCGGUCAACACUACAUUGUGGGACAGAUCGUGCACAUUGAUCGAAGUAUUGUAAGGUCGGCCAGUGGUAGUCCAGGGGAAAGUGAAAUCUCCGGAUCUAAUGUUGGAGGUGGAUCACGAUGUAAUCCAUAUGGUCUUCCGGUAGGAACUGAAUUCUUUGUGGUCACCGUAGCCAUGGUUCCUGACUUCUCGCCUCUAUCUUUGACCAUGUGAGCUGAAGGCUUCUUGGUCGUAGAAGGUUCUUGGUAUGUUUUCAAUUCAAUGCAGGUCUUUUGGGGUUGGGACGUGACGUUCGUUGUAGAGCUGCAAAACAACUUUAGGUGAAACAUUGUGGACACUUUCUUCAAUCUAAUGGAUGAUUCAGGAUGGUUUUGUCCUUUCUCUUUCA
Molecule: messenger RNA, 4552 nt
Organism: Marchantia polymorpha subsp. ruderalis
Lineage: Eukaryota; Viridiplantae; Streptophyta; Marchantiopsida; Marchantiales; Marchantiaceae
Source: the annotation of a GenBank genome assembly